UUCUUCUUCUUUUUUUUCCCCUUCUUCAUGUGGUUUUUACCGUGCAUUAGCGAUUUGAGAGGAGUGAAUGCCCGAGCUAUUAGUUGCGGAGAUGUGAGAGUGCUCGAGGAUUCAGGGGAGGAUCUUCUUUUAGGGUUUAGUGUGUGUUGCGCAGUCCGUAUGUGAUCUUUUGCAUUGCGUUGAGUAAUCAGAGUCGCGCCUUCGCCGCUCCUCUGAACUUGCAUGGGUUAGGAAAGUUGGUGGAAGGAUUGGAUUCACGAUUGGGGUAAAAUUUCGAACGUACCUUGUUAUGCAAGAAAGCCAAUCGCCUUUGGACGAAGUUCAAAAUUUUCAGUUGGAACCAGUGUUUUACUGUGUUCUACUUUCCUAGUUCCAGGCAUUAACAGUAAGAAGACCACCAUGAGGCUGAAAAAAGGAAGUACCACCAUGAGACUGAAAAAGGGAAGUAAAGUGGAGGUGCUUAGCACGAAAGAGGACUUCAUAGGUGCUUGGGUUUAUUCCGAAAUAAUAUCUGGAAAUGGGCGCAAUUACUAUGUGAAAUGUUGUGGUUCUCCCGGUACUGGCGGGAAGAGAGUAGAGAGGGUACCGAGGAAGGUCAUUCGGCCCUGUCCACCUCCUGCAGAAGGCAUUGGUGUAUGGGUUCCGGGUGACGUUGUCGAGGUGUUACACAGCCUAUCAUGGAAGACUGCCAUAGUUGUGAAGGUUUUUCAUGAAAACCACUUUUUGGUUCGGCCAGUUGGAAGCUUUCGGCAUUUCAAUGUCCAUAAACGCUAUCUCAGGGCUAGGCAGAUAUGGAAAGAUGGCAACUGGUUCGUAGUCGGAAAGGGCGCUCGUAAUUGCACCAUAUCCCGGAGAAAACGACUUGUCGAAACAGACUUGAAGCAGCAAGCUGGAGCUGAAUUUUCCCCAACUGGGGGAAAUACUGAACUUCAGUUUCAAGAAGAUUCAAAGAGGAAACUGAAGACAGGUUUACACGUGUGCUCGCCUCACGUCGAAGCACGCUGCGUUGGUUUUAAGAAGAUCAAACUCAUUACCAAUAAUUGUCACCGGACUUUGCCAGGGACUCCAUCAGAAAAGGCUGAUGCAUCUGAUUACCUGAAUGAGGAAGAAAAUAAUGCAAGUUAUUCCUUCUGUUGCUGGAGAACUAAGUUUCCUGAGGUGGAAUCGGGAGGGGUCAAUAAUGCUUUUUGGCGGGAGACGUCAAAGAACAUUGACAGCUAUAGUUGCGCAUCAUCUGUUGGCAGCUCUAGUACUAAUGGCAAGAAUUGGUUUUCAAGUUCAAUAGAUUGCAGCAUCAGGAAUACUUCUGGCGAACUCAGUGACGCUGAAUCCUUCGUGGCAUAAUGUAUGAAGGAGACUCAUAUUUUUUGGCGACAAAAGAAGAAUUGGAGGCAAGAUCCCUUCCUUCGCCUCAUCCAGUCACUGUCCAGUUCUGAGCAUUUCAGAGUUUCAGUUGGGCUGAAGACUCAAAUGCCAAACCUUCACCAAUCUCUGCACAGUUCCAACAAACAAGGAUCUGGUGAUUAUUAGAAAUUUAACUUCUGCUGAUGUUAGGCCUCUUGUUCGCUGAUAGUGGAAUGAAGCAUUGAAUCUUGUUCUUCCUGUUAUGUCUUGACCAUGAAAUUGUGUGAAUCGCGAGUUAAGAUUUUAUGUACAGUGUAAUAGUCUCUCGGCACAAUCUUUCACUAUGUGAGAGAAUCUUUUAGAAUAGUUGUGCAAGUAUGACAAUAGAUUUUGUUUUGAUUUCCUUUAUGUUCAUCUCAUCUUAUCCCAGUGAGAGUGAUGUGUCAAAGUAGAUGACAUGAGUGUCAUUCUCAAAGGACUUACUUUAGGUAUUCAUGUACUUGUUAGAUGCUUCUGUUUUGGUGGAAGGUGUCAAAACUUAGGCUGAGUAAUAAAAAAUCUUAGACUCAAUUUCUUAUCUUUCUGGUUUUGAACAUUGUAUGCUAAACGAUAAAGUGCUUCAUCAAAAGAUUCUGUAUUAUAGAGACUUCAAAUGAUUAGUGUCUGUUGCAUAUGAUUUUGACUGUGGGGUUUCUCUACCCUUCUU
This is a messenger RNA of Rhodamnia argentea, 2050 nucleotides long. RefSeq lists its product as uncharacterized. The record is from RefSeq and is a predicted model, not a curated record. The coding region runs from base 400 to 1344 and encodes 314 amino acids. NCBI's taxonomy places the organism in Eukaryota, Viridiplantae, Streptophyta, Magnoliopsida, Myrtales, Myrtaceae. The transcript is spliced from 3 exons.